Messenger RNA from Gigantopelta aegis, 1666 nucleotides. RefSeq names its product baculoviral IAP repeat-containing protein 7-A-like. The coding region runs from base 108 to 1076 and encodes 322 amino acids. The record is from RefSeq and is a predicted model, not a curated record. Gene Ontology annotation, cellular component: nucleus; cytoplasm. NCBI's taxonomy places the organism in Eukaryota, Metazoa, Mollusca, Gastropoda, Neomphalida, Peltospiridae. The transcript has 2 exons.
CACAGUACAUGAGUAUGUGUAAGUCGUUAUUGGAUACCAGUGGACAGCAGCUAGGACAGCAGCUAGAAGAACUACGUUUGGGGACUUGAACAUUGUGGAUCCUUCAAAUGAGAAAAAAUAAUCGAUAUGACACAUACACUGAGCGACUUGAAUCAUACACAGGAUGGCCACGACAGUACACUGAGCAGACGCCCGAGAGUUUAGCUACAGCCGGGUUCUUCUACAUCGGUUCUGCGGACAGAGUGACCUGCUUCUCGUGCCACGAGACCGUGAGGAACUGGAAGCCUGGACAAGACCCUCUGACCGUGCACAGGCAGGCGUCUCCGAGCUGUAGUUUCAUCAGGUCGCUUUAUUCGGAGAAGAAGGACGAGGAGGACGAUUCGCUUAAACUUGUAGCUGGUGGUGGAGACGUGGGGGAGGUAGAUCGCGACUCUAGUCCUCUGCACGUGUUGGCUGUUGGUGAUCUAGACUACCCCAUGAAGAUGGUUAAGUCUUUGUAUCAGGGAAACGUAGAAGGAGCUAUUUGCCGCGAUGUGGAGGGUAUUAUUGCAUAUAUGAGCCAGCACAGUUUUUGUGAGAAGCAAACUGCAGUAACAACAGCAAAGAACACAUCAUCAUCACCAACACCACCAGUACUAACAACAACAACAACAACAACAACACAAAUUAAAACAUCAAAAGGUAAGUUGUCUACUAAUAAGUCGAAGAUUUUGAAAAAGGUAGAUGGUAAGACAAACGGAGAAGCCGGACGCUCUAAGAGUUUUAAACAAGAAAACGACGCUUCUAACACCAAGGAGGGAACUGAAAACAGUAAGAGUCAAUGGACACAAUCAUCGGGGAAUACAAAAGAAAAGCAAGAAGCUGGCUCGAAGAAAGAUUUAGCUUCGCGACUUAAGAAAGAGAACAUGACGUUAAAAAAACAACGACUGUGUAAAGUUUGUUAUAAAAAUGAAGCCAAUGUUUUGCUGAUGCCUUGCUCGCAUAUCGUUUUUUGUUCCGAAUGUGUGGAUAGUAAUACGAGUUGUGCAAAAUGUGAAGUGAAAAUUAUUGCAACUGCAAAAGUGUUUUUGUCUUAAAUAUAAGCUAUAACUACAUAGUUGUUGGAAUGCAUACUAACCAACGUACCAAGCGCUUUCGAUAUAUUAAGACGGAAGGUGGGGUAGAACCUAGAACUUUGGCCAGGGACGUCUGUGGAAAUGACACCAGACGUGCAUCGAUAUGUGCAUCGACUAUUGUGCAUCGACUAAGGUCUUAUUUUGGAUGAACUCCGGAUUUUUUCCACGACACAGGAACAGCAGUUACCAAGUUAAUGGUGAACAUUUCACAAUUUAGUAAGACCAUUCUCCAUUCUAAGAGUCUCUAAGCAGGAGUCGCUGAUUGAUCGUCGUCUGUAGGACCUAUUUAUAUAUUUGCUAAAUUUAAUUUUUCUAAAAUACAAUUUGAACACUAAAGGAUAAUUUUACUGCGAGUAUGGAGUAAUGUGCCCUGUUGUAUGCCCCAUCUCUCCUCAUCUUAGUUUGACCAUGUUGCAAGUUCAACUUGAUUGUGCCAGUAUAAUUAUAAUAAUUUUUUUCUUGUUCUUUUUUGAAUAAGCAUAUAUUUUUGUUAACUGCCUUUUAUUAUAUAAUACCCAAAUCACUUUCUUGGGUUUUGUUUUUUGUUUAGA